AUGGCGGAGGAACCGUCCACCAAGCAUCAUCAUGGCGAGACGACUGACAAGAGCUGCAACCUCGAUGACGUUCACGUCCCUGGCGAGAAUCACGCAUACACCAGAACACUUGAAGGGGUUGAGCUCCACGGUAAUGAGACGCUGGAGAUCAUCCGCACAAGCAAACCAGACAAGGCCGACGAGAUGACCACCAUGCUCUGGAGGAAGGCUGGCGGCUCUCAUCGUAAGAUCGUCGGUCUUGGUUUGUGCGUGGAGGAACUCUUCCUGGUGUACCAAAUCACAGUGGCCAUGAAAUGUCCCAAGCGCCUCAAUGAGAUGCUGAAGCAUGAGAAGUUGUUCACAUUUGCCGGUUUCAGCAUUGAAGGCGACAAAGAGAAGAUGAAGAUGUCUGGCCUUCCAACGAUCAACCCCAACAAGUAUGUCGACAUUUAG
Molecule: messenger RNA, 432 nt
Organism: Triticum turgidum subsp. durum (durum wheat)
Lineage: Eukaryota; Viridiplantae; Streptophyta; Magnoliopsida; Poales; Poaceae
Source: the annotation of a GenBank genome assembly